UUCCGUGUUGCGUCACGUCUCAAGUUUUGCAUGUUGUCUGGUAUUUUUUAUCCAGUCUAUGGUUGCCUGGGACUGCGAGUCAUUACCCUCAGGAAAGGUCAUAGGCGAAUGGUAGCAUUGCUGCAACUACGUGGGUAACAUGUCUUCGACUGGCAGAUGAUUACUUGGACUGAAUGGCUAGAUAUAACUAACGUUAGCUAAUAGUUUCAAAAUUGGCUAGCUACGGUAGGGACAGCUAGUUAGUUACCGUAUGUUGUUCCGCUUAAAAUCUCCAUACGGGCAGGUGGCUAACCGAAAAAAUAGGCAUGAGUCCUGUUUCAGGACAGGGCACAGCAGCAGAGCUCCCGGAGGCGCCUAACACGAAUCUCUCAAUAAAGGCCAGUCUUCAGCGCCUCUUGAGUCAUGUCAAAUAUGAGAAUUUAGCAGCAGGACUAAGUGGGGGACUUGUGUCGACUUUGAUCUUGCAUCCCCUGGAUCUUGUCAAAAUCAGGUUUGCAGUGAGUGAUGGAUUGGAGUUAAGGCCAAAAUACAAUGGAAUAAUCCACUGUAUGAAAAGCGUUUGGCAGCUGGAGGGAGUUCGGGGACUCUAUCAAGGAGUGACACCCAACAUGUGGGGAGCCGGAGCCUCGUGGGGACUCUACUUUUUCUUCUACAAUGCAAUCAAGGCUUACAUCCAGGAACGUCGCCAGUGUGAACUGACCGCUACGGAACACCUGGUAUCUGCAGCACAGGCAGGUAUGAUGACGCUUUGCCUAACGAACCCCAUCUGGGUCACAAAGACCCGUCUUGUCCUGCAAUACAAUGCUGGUCCAUCUCAGAAGCAGUACAAAGGAAUGCUGGAUGCUCUUGUAAAAAUAUACCAACAUGAGGGUAUACCAGGAUUGUACAGAGGUUUUGUGCCUGGUCUGUUUGGUACAUCCCAUGGUGCACUGCAAUUCAUGGCUUAUGAGGAACUGAAAAGAGACUAUAACAAAUACAGAAAUAAAUCAUCAGAUGCACAAUUGAACCCAUUGGAAUAUAUUACCAUGGCAGCUUUAUCCAAAAUAUUUGCAGUUGCCACGACGUACCCGUACCAGGUGAUUCGCGCGCGCUUGCAGGACCAGCACAAUAAGUACAAUGGGGCCAUAGACGUGAUGAAGAGGACAUGGAGAUGGAUGCGACCUGUGUGUUACAUCUCCCUUAAGAGACGGAUGCGACCUGCGCAUUACAUCUCCCUUAACAGACGGAUGAACGAGGGGGCCAUCGGUUUCUACAAAGGAAUGGUGCCCAACCUGCUCAGAGUCACUCCUGCGUGCUGCAUUACCUUCGUGGUCUACGAGAAAGUUUCCCACUUCCUGCUCGGCCAAAACAAGUGAGCGAAGGCACGGGAACAAAGGCAGAGCUAGAACCAGACGGGCGGGGCCACCGCAAUAUACUCCAAACUGCAUCGGCGAAGUCCAAGCGUGACCUCACCCGUGCCUCUGAAACGAGGGUCACAAUCUGCCAAGCAUGUGGUGGUAUUGAAGAUUGCUGGCCCUAAUGGCUCAAUAUUUGUAUAUUUUUUGAAAAAUAUAUUUCAAUAUUUUUCAAAAAGUAGAUAACAGGUAAAGCAUCGGCAUCCUGUCUCAGCAGUGUGCUGUGCAACAUACAGAAAUGACAUUCAUUUCGCUACAUAUCCACAACUACCACCAGAGAACAUUUUAAUACUGCAUAUUUAAGUCUGAUAAUGAUUCAAUGCGAUACAGGCAAAACCCCAUCCAUACAACUACUGCAAUGUUGCACCCUGGUAUUUAAUUGAUUCUUGAUGCAUUGGAGUAACACCAUUUAAAAUAAAAAAUUGAGACUGGUUUAUAGUUAAUAUUUAUUGGUUAAUAUUUACAACUAUCCAUCAUAUUUGCCUCCACAAGAAUGAAAUGGUGCAAGACGGAAGGUUCUGGAUAUCAUAAGGAAAAUAACGUUCAAUCAGAAUGCUUUUGAUUCAGGGCAGUGGAAAUUGUGUGUAUGCGACUUUGUAUGUGUGAGCGUUUUUUUAUUGUUUUUAUUUAACUUAUUUGCUUUAACACUUAGUGGAAUGUUUUCUGUACUGCUGACUUAUCUGUGCAGUGUGUAAGUCUGUUGUCAUGACCACAGAAGACUGAGCCAACUCAAAUUUUCUGCAAGGUUAUUUUUUUGCUUGGCUAAAUUUCAAAGGCGUUGCUUUUAAAUGCUGUGUUUUAUGUGAAAAAUAAUAAUGUGGUUUCCAUUUCUGCACGCUACAUGGUUUUGUGUUUUGUCUGUAUUAAAAAUCCAGAGGAAUGUUA
Conger conger (European conger) is the source of this 2279-nucleotide messenger RNA. RefSeq names its product solute carrier family 25 member 32b (gene slc25a32b). The record is from RefSeq and is a predicted model, not a curated record. Bases 306 to 1355 code for a protein of 349 amino acids. Gene Ontology annotation, biological process: folate import into mitochondrion; nucleotide transport. Gene Ontology annotation, cellular component: mitochondrion. NCBI's taxonomy places the organism in Eukaryota, Metazoa, Chordata, Actinopteri, Anguilliformes, Congridae. The transcript has 8 exons. Gene Ontology annotation, molecular function: FAD transmembrane transporter activity; folic acid transmembrane transporter activity.